This is a messenger RNA of Terrapene triunguis (Three-toed box turtle), 6766 nucleotides long. RefSeq names its product disks large homolog 5. The transcript is spliced from 33 exons. The record is from RefSeq and is a predicted model, not a curated record. Bases 68 to 6082 code for a protein of 2004 amino acids. Gene Ontology annotation, molecular function: protein binding. Gene Ontology annotation, biological process: regulation of apoptotic process. NCBI's taxonomy places the organism in Eukaryota, Metazoa, Chordata, Testudines, Emydidae.
GCUCCUCGGCUGCGGGGGAGAAGGACAAAGUUUGGCGGCUGGCUGCCCUGACUCGCCCGCAGCGGCCAUGGAGCCCAAGCACAAGGAGCUGCUCGCUCAGUGCCGCCAGAGCCUGGCCCAGUCCAUGACCGAGGUGGACAAAGUGAUCGAGUUGCUGGAGGCUGCUGGCACCUUAAGCCCCCGCGACCUGCACGAGCUGCAGGAAGCCGCCGGAGGGGGAGCGGGGGGCGCUAGCAAGGCCGACCGGCUCAUCCAGCUGCUGCUGGCCAAGGAUCGGGACCAUUUCCAAGACCUGCGGGUGGCCCUGGAGAAAACGCAGCCUCACCUGCUCUCGAUCCUCUACCUGAACGGGGUGGCGGGGGCGCCGCCCGGAGAGACGGCCGGGUCCACUUACAGUGUGCUGUCCAUAAUGCCAUCUGAUUCCGAAAGUAGCAGUUCUCUCAGUAGCAUUGGUACAACAGGCAAAGCAUCAUCCCCACCACCUGUCUUAGACACAAGGCAGAUGAAUGAGAAACUAGAGACUAUUUUAUUUCAGCUCCGCCAGGUUACACGUGAGAGGGAUGAGUUACGCAAGCGCCUUGCACUCUCAUCUCCUGGAUCAACCUUCGAUGACUGCAGGCCUAGUCCAAAACCAAGCCAUGAUUAUGAAAGAUUGAAGAUCCAGUGUAUGAAAGCCAUGUCAGACCUACAGUCUCUACAGAAUCAACAUACGAAGACACUAAAAAGAUGUGAAGAAGCAGCCAAAGAGGCAGAUUUUUAUCAUACCUUGCAUAGUCGACUGCUGAGUGACCAGUCACAGCUGAAGGAGGACAUGGAUACCUUGAAGAGGAAGAAUACGCAGUUGGUGCGAGAGCAUAACCAUCUCCAACAAUCAUGUGAGGAAAUGAAGAGACUUCAUGAUGAGGAUCAGAAAGAGAUAACAGACCUACGCAGCCAGCAACAGCAGGUUAUGAAACAGAAUGGAUCCUCAGAGAUACUAAAUAAACUCUAUGAUACAGCAAUGGACAAGCUAGAAGGUGUGAAAAAGGAUUAUGAUGCGUUAAGGAAACGGUACAAUGAGAAGAUAGCAAGCCACAAUACAGACCUUAGCCGGCUAGAACAGACUGAGGAGGAGAACAGGCGUCUUCAGAAGCAGAUUGACAUGUUAAUGAAACAGAGGGACACAGCAAUACAUGUCCAGCAGCAGUAUUCCUCCUCUCUUAGAAGGUUUGAGUCAAUUCAGCAAGAGCUAAGCAAAGCAACUGUGCAGAACAAGGAGUUGCAGAGAGAGAUGGAGCGGUUACAGUCAGAAGUGACGCGGUUCAAAACAAUGCAGCUGAAGGCAGUGAAGGAUGCAGAGAAGUACAAGGAAGAGAGAGACUCUGUUUUCAAUGAGUAUCGCCUCAUAAUGAGUGAGAGAGACCAAGUGAUCAAAGAGGUGGAUAAGCUUCAAACUGAGCUAGAGCUUGCAGAGUCCAAACUGAAAAACACUUCCUCAGAGAAAAGAGUGGCUAGUGAAGAGAUGGAAGCUUUAAGACAGGAGCUAAACUCAGCUCUAGUGGAAAGAGAUCGAGCAAUUUGUGAGAGGAAUGAGUUGCUGGAAAAGUACUGUCAUGAAGUGAAGGACAAGGCUGAGGCCCAGAAGGAGCUUGAUCAAGCUUGCAAGGAUAUAGAGACAGUGAAGGAAGAAAGAGAUGUUGCCAGGAAAGAGAGAACAGAAGCUAUCAUCCAGAGAGACCAUCUGCUAAGGGAAUAUUACCAAGCUCGUCAGAUCCAAGAUUCUGCUACAUUGGACAUAGAAAGAGCUAACAAAGAAAUUGAAAUGCUUCGGAAGCAAUAUGAGGCCAUGUCACAGGAGCUAAAGGAAGCCGUCCAGGAAGCAGAAGUAGCCAAAUGUCGGAGAGAUUGGGCCUUUCAAGAACGGGACAAGAUAGUUGCGGAAAGAGAAAGCAUACGGACUUUGUGUGACAACUUGAGGAGAGAGCGAGACAGAGCUGUGAGUGACUUGGCAGAGGCUCUUCGCAAUCUCGAUGACAUGAGAAAGCAAAAAAAUGAUGCUGUGCGUGAACUGAAGGAACUAAAAGAGAAGAUGGAGAACCAGUUGGAAAAGGAAGCCAGGUUUCGGCAGUUGAUGGCCCACAGUUCUCAUGAUUCAGCUAUAGACACAGAUUCUCUGGAAUGGGAAACAGAAGUGGUGGAGUUUGAAAAAGACCGAGAGGAUAUGGACUUGAAAGCACUUGGUUUUGAUGUGGCAGAAGGUGUGAAUGAACCAUACUUCCCUGGAGACUGUGGGAUUUUUGUCACCAAAGUAGACAAAGGAAGUAUUGCAGAUGGUCGAUUAAGAGUGAAUGAUUGGUUGCUGAAGAUAAAUGAUGUGGAUCUUACUAAUAAGGAUAAGAAGCAAGUUAUAAAAGCUGUACUUAAUGGAGGAGGCGUUAUUAAUAUGGUGAUCCGAAGAAGGAAGUCCUUAGGCGGGAAAGUGAUAACACCUCUGCACAUCAAUCUUGCUGGGCAUAAAGAUAGUGGAAUUAGUUUAGAAAAUGGAGUAUUUGCUGCUGCUGUUGUGCCCGGUAGCCCUGCUGCCAAAGAUGGGUCCCUUGCUGUGGGAGAUAGAAUAAUUGCCAUUAAUGGCAUUGCACUAGAUAAUAAAUCACUGACUGAAUGUGAAGCUUUGCUACGAAACUGUAGGGAUUCCCUUACCCUCUCAUUGAUGAAGGUUUUUCCUCAGAGCUCAUCGUGGAGCGGUCAGAACAUAUUUGAAAACCUGAAGGAUUCAGAGAAAAUAUCGAACUGCAGGGUUCAUACAUCAGAGAUACAAGUUCAGAAUAAAAGAAACUUGAAACACAACAGUUCAACACAGACAGACAUUUUCAAUCCAGACAUCCUGGAUGGCAAGAAGGACCAGAGCGACCAGGGGAGUGGUUCGUUCUGUGAUCACAAGCCCUUUUCCAGCCAUGCUUUACGAGCAGACUCUCGCAGGAAUGCUGUGCACAGCUGCCACAGUAAUUCAGAACACAGUCUUAGUUCCUUUAGUCCAGACACUUACGGGGAACGAGGCUAUGGACUUGUUGACUUGGACGGCAGGAGGCUGCCAUUUGAGCCCACGGUAGCCGACUGCAUCAUGGUUGAGACCACGCUAGACAAAGGGCAUGGAGCUAAGCAUAGUGGUGGUACGUGGCCUAAAGUGAUGGUCAAUAUUUCAACAGCAGAAACUGAAAAGUUCUCUGUGUACAAAAAGCCAAAACAAAGGAAGUCCAUCUUCGACCCUGACACUUUCAAAAGACCACAGACUCCUCCCAAAAUGGACUAUCUCUCCCCUAAUCAGGUGUCCGCGCAUUCGCCUCAGCCCUCAAAAGCUGAAGUGGCUUCAACUCCUCCAACCCCUCCCAAGAGAAGUGACUCUAUUAAAUUUAAACAUAAACAGCAGACAAGUUCUGCAUCAGACUCUACUGUAACAACUGGAUCCCCGCCUACCAGCCCAGCUACUGCCCAUCCCCCAUUGUCCUUGGCACUUAAGCAGGACUCAGACACUCACAAGGGGCGCAGCAGGAAUGCUGGGCAUUAUUACAGGGAGGAGGGGAUCGACUGCACUCAUCUAACUUCAAGAAAAUCUUGUGAAGAUGACAUUGGCUUUCAAAGAGUUGAAGAGCCAGAGAUAAAAAGACCAAGACCAAAAUCAGCACCUGCUUUGAGACAUAAACUGACCCCUGUGCCAAUUCCUAAUCCUUCACUUCAGGUACAGAAAUACACUCCAGCCAGUGAAGAGCAUCUCUCUCCGGAGCUCCAGGAGUGGGCGCCGUAUUCACCAAAACGUUCCACUAGGCACAGUGACGGUUUUGUGUCUUCCUCCUUGUACACUGGAGCCAUGUCAGCAGGUACUGUACCAAGAAGUUUAGCACCAUGUCCUGCAGUAACUGCUGUCAUGAGAAAUCCAGUUUAUACUGCUUGGAGCCACAGAGUUCACACCAACAAUUGCCCGUCUGUUGCCAGCCAAAUCUGCCAUCAGCAUCUGCAUCCCAGUGCUCAGCACCAAGGUCGCCUGAGUUUGGACCUAAGUCACAAACACUCCAGUGAUUAUUCUGAAAACUCACGGACGAGAGCAUCACAUGGUUCAAAUUCAUUACCAUCCAGUGCAAGACUUGGUUCUUCCAGCAACUUGCAGUACAGGACGGAAAGAAUUAAGAUCCCUUUAACCCCAAGGUAUCCAAGGUCCAUCAUUGGCUCCGACAGGGGUUCACUGUCACAUUCUGAAUGUAGCAGUCCCAGCCUGAUAACCCCUCCACAAUCACCACUGAACCUGGAAACGUCUUCUUUUGCCAGCAGCCAGUCACAGAACUCGCUUUCUACAUUACCUAGGAUUUCUGUUAGCCCGGUAUCAAUUGGAGAGCGUAGAAAAGAUAGGCCGUACAUGGAAGAACCACGCCAUGUUAAAGUGCAAAAGGGUUCUGAGCCCCUAGGGAUUUCCAUUGUGAGUGGAGAAAACGGUGGGAUAUUUGUGUCUAAAGUAACUGGUGGGAGCAUUGCCCAUCAAGCUGGCCUUGAAUAUGGUGAUCAGUUACUGGAGUUCAAUGGAAUAAAUCUGAGAAAUGCUACAGAGCAGCAGGCUCGACUGAUCAUUGGACAGCAAUGUGACACUAUUACUAUUCUGGCUCAGUACAACCCACAUAUGUAUCAACUUGGCAAUCACUCACGAUCGAGUUCUCGCUUAGAACCAGUGAGCAAUCAUUCCACUCCUCAAGGCAGUGGAGCUGCAACCCCUGACAAUCAUUCCAUAAUAGAUACUGUGAGUGAACAGGAUGAAGGAACAAUGACACCUCCAUCCAAACAAACCACACCUACAACUAGUCCCCGGAAUUCCAUGAGGGUCCCUGUGGACACAAACAAGAGGACCCCUGAACCAAGAAAUGUUGUCAUUAAAAAAUCCCAAGUGGAGCUUGGAAUCCAGAUAUGUGGUGGAAACCUGCAUGGAAUAUUUGUGUCUGAUGUAGAAGAUGACAGCCCAGCAAAAGGACCUGAUGGACUAGUAACGGGAGACAUGAUACUUGAGUAUGGAUCUGUUGAUAUGCGAAAUAAAACAGCUGAGGAAGCCUACCUUGAAAUGCUGAAGCCAGGAGAAAAUAUAAGCGUAAAGACUCAGUACAGACUAGAAGAAUUCAACAAGAUUAAAGAGUUACCUGGAGAUGGAUUCUAUAUCAGAGCACUUUAUGAUCGGCUGGCAGAGGUGGAGCAGGAUUUAAACUUUAAGAAGGAUGACAUUUUGUAUGUUGAUGAUACUCUACCACAGGGGAACUUUGGUUGCUGGAUGGCUUGGCAGCUGGAUGAGAAUGCUCAAAAGCUAGAGAGAGGACAGAUUCCCAGCAAAUAUAUGAUGGACCAGGAGUUCUAUAGGAGACACAGUAUGUCUGAGGCUAAAGAUGAAAACAGCUCCACUAAGACUUUGUCAGCAGCAGCUCGAAGAUCAUUCUUUAGAAGAAAACAUAAACACAAGCGUAGUGGUUCCAAAGAUGGAAAAGAUUUACUGGCUCUUGAUACAAUCAGUACAGACUCCAUUCCUUUCUUGGAUGAUUCUGUGAGUCUGGCUUAUCAGCGUGUACAGAAAGUGGAUUGUACCUCUCCCAGGCCCGUACUCAUUCUAGGACCAUUACCUGAUGCUGUGAAGGACAUGCUAGUCAAAGAAUCUCCUGGAAAAUUUUGCAGAUGUCCCCUUGAAGUGAUGAAAGCUUCCCAACAAGCCAUCGAACGCGGAGUGAAAGACUGUUUGUUUAUAGAUUACAAACGAAGGAGUGGACAUUUUGAUGUGACAACAGUAGCUUCAAUAAAGGAGAUAACAGAGAAGGAUUGUCAUUGUCUAUUGGACAUUGCUCCUCAUGCCAUUGAACGGCUCCACAGUGUUCAUAUCUACCCUAUUGUCAUCUUCAUUCGAUACAAAAACGCUAAGCAAAUCAAACUAGCGUUAGCUGUGGUCACAGAGGCUUUUUCAGGCACAACUAUUAAGACAUGUAUUGUCCAGGGAGGAGCCCUUUCAAGCAUUUGCACUCAGAUUAUGACAACUGUUGAUCAAGAACAAAAUAAAGUCCUGUGGAUUCCAGCUGGCCCGCUAUAGAUAUUUGCUGUGAAACUCUUCUACGGAUGUAACUAACAGUUGGCUUUUCUUUUUGUCCAAUGGACACUGUCCAUUUUUAUCUCUAUAGAGAUAUAAAUGAUUGAUUUAUGAAGGGGAUUGAUACACUGAACAAAAAAACAUCCACAAGGUGUGCUGGAAGAGAGAGAUCACUUUAUCAGAAGAACUUGUAUUUUAUGGUGUGCUUUUAUACAAAACAGAAUGGGAUAUAACGUAGGUGUACUUUUUCAUAAGAGAUUUAGUGAAGCUGCGAAACAAAAACCCUUUAGAAUGACAAGUUUACAAAAACCUUUUCCAAGUAUUUGGUUGUUGAUGUUUACUUGAAUGUCUUUUUUUUUUUUUUUUAAGUUUGUUUCCUUUUCCCCAAAUGAGGCAUAUCUCCAAAAUGGAGUGACGUUUUUACAUAUGAAUGAAAUGGUUGUGGGCAGUGUGCUUCUACCUUGCAAUUCUGACCAUUUCCGAGCACACUGUUGACAUGACUACCGGGUAAUCACAUGGGUUUUGUGAACGGUACAUUUUGGGAGUGAGCUCAGAAGGAAGUGCACUCCUCUACAGGGCAGACCACUGUUGAUAAAAUACAAACGCUUGUCUGUCAAAGAUACUGUUUUUCGUUUUUAUGCAUGGAUCGAAUAUUUAAACAUCAUAAUAUAUCUGAUCAAUCUAAAC